UGUGAGCGUGACAAUACUAGACAGAAGAAUCUGGUCUGAUAUCGAUACACAUAAUGUCAUAGUAUCAAUUGAAAGCUAUGUGGUUGAAGUUUGAGAGGAGAAUGUGGUAAUUUGAACGGGCCUUCCUGGGUAAAUAAAUAAAGAAAUAAAGAAUGGUGUGUGUCUAUUUCAAUGACAGUUCAAGAAUGUGAGACAGACUCGUCACCACGAUCACAACCUAGCCGUCCUUCUCUUCUUCCUAACUCUUUUUCAUGCAUUUUCAAUUUCAAUAUGAAUAUCAUAACCCCACGUCUCACACACGCGGUUCCAAUAUAUAAUAAUCAUUAAUCAUAUAUAUUUAUAUCAUAAAUAAAUAAUCCUGUUAUGUCGGACUUAAUUAAUGUCCUCCUCAGCCUUAAGUGGUCCCAUAAAGAGACUCUAUCAGUUAUUGGCAAUCACAAUCAUGAAUUGAGAGGAUGAAGUCACUCCAUAUUAGUACGUACACUAUUUAACUAUAAAUACAUGAAUAGUGAUCCAUCUAACACAAAGAAAUAAUGGAGCCAGCUGAGCUGAUUUCUGAAGAAUGGAGUUCUCUUAGUGGACUCUACACUGCUGAGGAGGCUGACUUUAUGAACCACUUUCUUGGACUUGCUAAUGCUAAUGCUAAUGCUAACUCCUCACUCCCACAACAACACCUCUAUCAAAAUUCCAAUGAAUCCACAAUACUUAGUGUCACAAAAAACAAUUCUAACUUUGCUGCACAAGUACCUAACUCAAGUAAUAUCUUCUUCCCCACAACAACUGAUCCAGUAAACAACUUUGGCUAUAUUUCUAUGGGGAUUUCCAUAGGUGAUGAUUGCAAAUUCAGUCCAUAUAUAACACAAGGGAAUGAAAGCAAACAUACAAAUGAUAACACUGAUGAAAAUAUUAUAGCUGACAAGGAUUUGCAGGUCCCAAAGGAAUGUGAAAUCAGAAGGGCAGGAAAAAGAUCUAGAAGCUCGAAUGAGGUACCAAAGAACAAGAGGAAUGUUAAAUCAAGGAAAAAUAUAAGAUGCGCUUCGUUAUGCAGCGAAGAGAAUACAAGCCCUGUUUCUCAGGAUCAGACCUUAAGCAGUUGUGCCUCAGAGGAUGAUAUGAAUUCUUCUCAUGAGCUGCGUCGAGAGGCAUCUUCAAGUUUGAGUCAGGACGAUUCUACAGCUCUGAAGUUAAGUGGAAAAUCAAUAUCUAGUAGAGGUACCGCUACGGAUCCACAGAGCCUCUAUGCAAGAAAAAGAAGAGAAAGAAUAAAUGAAAGGUUGAGAAUCCUACAAAACCUUGUCCCCAAUGGAACUAAGGUGGAUAUCAGCACUAUGCUUGAGGAAGCCGUCCAAUAUGUGAAGUUUUUACAGCUUCAAAUUAAGCUUCUAAGCUCUGAUGAUUUGUGGAUGUAUGCUCCCAUUGCUUACAAUGGAAUGAACAUUGGACUGGAACUUGGUAUUACCCCAACAAAAGAUACAAAGGAUAUGCGAUGAAACAGAAUACUGAACUUUAACAGACUCCGAUUCCAUUUUUUAAUCCUUAGCAAGUAUGAAAUUAAUUCAUUACAAUGCGAACCUUUACUUCUCAAGUAUGACAUAUCAAUUUGAGUUGAUUUCUUGAUUCUUUGUAUGAACAUUACGUGGAAAUUAUAAUUAUACUACAUUCUUUAAUCUACCUUUAGGGUGUGUGCAAGACCAGUAUUAUACUCUCCCUUGUUUAUUUCGAAGGAUAUUACCUAAUUGCAAUUUUACCUUCCGUAACGUACUCAUUCAAGUAUAAUAAAAUAUGAAAUAAGUUGUUUAUGCAUACUUAGUAAAAAUACAUAAACGUUAUUCCAGAAAUAAGAACAAUCAUCCCUUGUGCCCGGUAGUCUUUCGUAAACCAGAAGAAUGUUACCAAUAAAAACCAGAAGACAACUAAUUUGGUUGUUCUGAUGCGUUUAACGCAUACUUAUGGUUAGUGAAUCUGAUAUAAUACAGACAUCAUCACUAAUGCAUGGCAAUUUACAUCCUGAAUACAAAUUCAACCACCCUCCACAAAUAAAGUGGAAAAAAGCAAGAACACCCCACAGAGGAAUGGAGCAAUAUCAAGAUGUUACCUGAACUACAACACCAUAAGUUACAACAUUGUAUGUGGAAGAUGACAUCUGGUAAACAGAAAUCCAGGAUCCAGUGAAAUACCUCUGGCC
Molecule: messenger RNA, 2185 nt
Organism: Cicer arietinum (chickpea)
Lineage: Eukaryota; Viridiplantae; Streptophyta; Magnoliopsida; Fabales; Fabaceae
Product: transcription factor bHLH84-like
Biological process (GO): regulation of transcription by RNA polymerase II
Cellular component (GO): nucleus
Molecular function (GO): protein dimerization activity; RNA polymerase II cis-regulatory region sequence-specific DNA binding; DNA-binding transcription factor activity, RNA polymerase II-specific
Source: RefSeq, a predicted model, not a curated record